CGAAAGCUCCAAGCUCUGGCUCUCCUUACAAACACAUUGUCUCUCUUCCACUCUCUUGCUGUCUCUUGUUCACUCCACAGUCUCCAAUAAUCGUCCGUUUUUCUAGGAAAUUUCAGCUGAUUUCGUCAAUGGCGGAUCAGAAAGCGGAGGAAGCAACAAUUCCAUUCAAGAAUCUCUACAGCAGAGAAUAUCAAGGUCACAAGAAGAAGGUGCAUUCAGUGGCUUGGAAUUGCACUGGAACGAAGCUCGCUUCGGGUUCGGUCGAUCAAACGGCUCGAGUUUGGCACAUUGAACCUCAUGGUCAUGGCAAGGUGAAAGAUAUUGAAUUUAAGGGGCACACUGAUAGCGUGGAUCAGCUCUGUUGGGAUCCCAAGCAUGGAGAUGUACUUGCAACAGCAUCAGGGGACAAAACAGUGCGUUUGUGGGAUGCUCGUAGUGGGAAAUGCUCACAGCAAGCAGAACUUAGUGGUGAAAAUAUUAACAUUACGUAUAAACCUGACGGGACACACAUAGCUGUCGGAAACAGGGAUGAUGAAUUAACCAUAUUGGAUGUUAGGAAAUUCAAGCCAAUUCACAGGCGCAAAUUCAACUAUGAGGUAAAUGAGAUUGCCUGGGACAUGACAGGAGAUAAGUUCUUUCUGACAACUGGAAAUGGUACUGUCGAAGUCCUUGCAUACCCAUCUUUGAAGGCACUUGACACCCUUACGGCUCACACUGCUGGUUGCUAUUGCAUUGCAAUUGAUCCACUGGGAAGAUAUUUUGCUGUUGGAAGUGCGGAUUCAUUGGUCAGCCUUUGGGAUAUUAAAGAGAUGCUAUGCGUACGAACUUUUGUAAAACUCGAGUGGCCAGUCCGAACAAUAAGUUUCAAUCACACUGGAGAAUAUAUUGCUUCAGCUAGUGAAGAUUUAUUUAUUGACAUAUCAAAUGUUGAAACUGGACGGUCUAUUCAUCAAAUACCUUGUCGGGCGGCAAUGAAUAGUGUUGAAUGGAAUCCAAAAUCCAAUUUGCUUGCUUAUGCUGGAGAUGAUAAAAAUAAAUACCAAGCUGAUGAAGGUGUUUUUCGCAUCUUUGGUUUCCAGAGUGCCUAGCGUUUGCAGAUACAAGGUGUUGUUAUGCCCACUUAACCUUACCUCGAGAGCAUUCUGCUGAACCUUAUUUGGGUGAGGAAUGUGCAGAUUAUACAAGAGGUUAUAUUUAGGUCAUUUUAUCAAAUGUGCAGCAGUCCAGGAAAUUUUUUUGGCUGCCAGGCUGUGAUAGACCUGUAUCUUUCGGCUUACCAUAUAUUCCCUUGAAAGACCGAAUGUAUAGCCUUAAAUUUUCUUCUGCCUCCUUUUUCCAAUAGAAUUGUAAUUUCUCUCCCUUAAGAGAAGAGUCCCCUAACUUCUUAUAAUGUACCCAAAAAAAAAAAGACCUGUAAGUUCUAGGAUGAUACGAACAGAUUGUGCAGGGCUUGUGUUGCCCUAACAUUUGUGUAUGCCUUUAUGGGUGAACGGACUGUUCGGAUUAGAUUUUACUUGACUUGAUUAGGUGCCGACUGCUGAUCA
This is a messenger RNA of Beta vulgaris subsp. vulgaris (sugar beet), 1544 nucleotides long. Its product is annotated as THO complex subunit 3. The transcript has 12 exons. The record is from RefSeq and is a predicted model, not a curated record. The coding region runs from base 129 to 1088 and encodes 319 amino acids. Gene Ontology annotation, biological process: mRNA export from nucleus. Gene Ontology annotation, cellular component: THO complex part of transcription export complex. Gene Ontology annotation, molecular function: protein binding. NCBI's taxonomy places the organism in Eukaryota, Viridiplantae, Streptophyta, Magnoliopsida, Caryophyllales, Amaranthaceae.